Molecule: messenger RNA, 1655 nt
Organism: Galeopterus variegatus (Sunda flying lemur)
Lineage: Eukaryota; Metazoa; Chordata; Mammalia; Dermoptera; Cynocephalidae
Gene: ADAMTSL5
Product: ADAMTS-like 5
Exons: 13
Coding region: 149-1603 (484 amino acids)
Biological process (GO): extracellular matrix organization
Cellular component (GO): extracellular matrix
Molecular function (GO): protein binding; metalloendopeptidase activity
Source: RefSeq, a predicted model, not a curated record
GCUCGCCCUGGGGCCGCGCGGGGAGCCUGGACGCGCUGCCGGGCUCCGUGCAGCCGGGACCCAGCUCCUGACGCAGUCCCCACCGGCCAUACCUUCUGCAGGGUCUCAUAGAAUCAUGGACUGAGUCCAGCCGGUCCCCGCUGCACAGAUGGGGAAACUGAGGCCUGGGGCAGCGGAGUGGCUGGCCUCUGGCCACACAGGAAGACCCCGCCCCCUCCAGAACCUCCUGCUCUUGCUCUGGACCCUCCUGCACUGUGGUUUGGGGGGCAGUGCUCAGGGUCCAGGCGAGUGGACGCCGUGGGGCUCCUGGAGCCGCUGUUCCAGCUCCUGCGGGCGGGGCGUCUCCGUGCGCAGCCGGCGCUGCAUCCGGUUUCCUGAGGAAGAACCGUGCUGGGGUGACACCCACGAGUACCGCCUCUGCCAGUUGCCGAACUGCCCUCCAGGGGCUGUGCCCUUCCGAGACAUACAGUGUGCCCUGUACAAUGGCCGCCCCGUCCUGGGCAACCAGAAGACCUAUCAAUGGGUGCCCUUCCACGGGGCGCCCAACCAGUGCGACCUCAACUGCCUGGCCGAGGGGCACGCCUUCUACCACAGCUUUGGCCGCGUUCUGGACGGCACCCCCUGCAGCCCUGGUUCCCAGGCACUCUGCGUGGCUGGGCGCUGCCUGAGCGCAGGCUGCGACGGGCUGCUGGGUUCAGGCGCCCUCGAGGACCGCUGCGGCCGCUGCGGCGGCGCCAACGACUCGUGCCUCUUCGUGCAGCGCGUGUUCCGAGACUCUGGUGCCUUCGCCGGGUACUGGAAUGUGACCUUGAUCCCUGAGGGCGCCAGACACAUCCGCGUGGGCCACCGAAGCCGCAACCACCUGGCGCUGAUGGGGGGCGAUGGGCGCUACGUGCUUAACGGGCACUGGGCGGUCAGCCCGCCCGGGACCUACGAGGCGGCGGGCACCCGUGUGGUCUACGCCCGCGCCGCGGGGUUGGAGGAAACGCUGCACGCCGCCGGGCCCACCUCCCAAGACUUGCUCCUACAGGUCCUCCUGCAGGAGCCCAACCCCGGCAUCGAGUUUGAGUUCUGGCUCCCUCGGGAACAUUACGGCCCCUUCCAGGCUCAGGUGCAGGCCCUGGGCUGGCCCCUGCGGCAGCCACAGCCUCGGGAGGUGCAGCCUCAGCCCCCCAACUCCCCCGCAGCCCCCGCUGCCGUCCCUGCACGGAUCCCGACCCUGGCCCCAGACCCCUGCCCACCCUGCCCUGACACCCGCGGUCGUGCCCACCGGCUGCUCCACUAUUGCGGCAGCGACUUUGUGUUCCAGGCCCACGUGCUGGGCCGCCAUCGCCAAGCCCAGGAGACGCGCUACGAAGUGCGUGUCCAGCUCGUCUACAAGAACCGCUCGCCACUGCGGGCCCGAGAGUAUGUGUGGGCCCCGGGUCGCUGCCCCUGCCCACCACUGGCUCCCCAUCGAGAGUACCUGCUGGCUGUCCAGCGCCUCGUCAGCUCUGAUGGCACACAGGAUCGGCUGCUGCUGCCUCACGCUGGCUACGCCCGGCCCUGGAGCCCUGCUGAGGACAGCCGUGCACGCCUGGCUGCCAGGCACUGUCCUAUAUGAGCUGCCAGAGGAGCCCCCCCACACACACACAGCGAGAAAGACACACCUGACC